This is a messenger RNA of Aspergillus puulaauensis, 2451 nucleotides long. It is a transcript of the gene cdc48, whose product is annotated as AAA family ATPase CDC48. Bases 1 to 2451 code for a protein of 816 amino acids. Gene Ontology annotation, molecular function: ATP hydrolysis activity; ATP binding; polyubiquitin modification-dependent protein binding. The record is from RefSeq and is a predicted model, not a curated record. Gene Ontology annotation, biological process: mitotic spindle disassembly; retrograde protein transport, ER to cytosol; autophagosome maturation. Gene Ontology annotation, cellular component: nucleus; VCP-NPL4-UFD1 AAA ATPase complex; cytosol. The transcript has 6 exons. NCBI's taxonomy places the organism in Eukaryota, Fungi, Ascomycota, Eurotiomycetes, Eurotiales, Aspergillaceae.
AUGAGCUCAGAGCAAGAUCACAAGAAGAAGCUUCUCGAUGCUUCUGGUGCUGAGAAGAAGGAUGAGCUCGACACAUCCACAGCUAUCCUGAAGAAGAAGAAGAAGCCUAACAGCUUGAUUGUUACUGAUGCCGUUAACGAUGAUAACUCCACGAUCUCCCUCUCCAACAACACCAUGGACGUUCUCGGACUCUUCAGAGGCGACACAGUUCUUGUCCGAGGCAAGAAGCGCAAGGAGACGGUUCUGAUUGUGCUGGCUGAUGACGAGCUUGAUGACGGAAGUGUCCGUAUCAAUAGAGUUGUCAGGCAUAACCUCCGCGUGAAGCAUGGUGACAUUAUCACUAUCCAUGCUUGCCCUGACAUCAAAUAUGCCAAGCGUAUUGCUGUCCUCCCUAUCGCAGACACGGUUGAAGGCCUCACUGGGUCUCUCUUUGACGUUUACCUUGCUCCCUACUUCCGUGAUGGAUACCGGCCCGUGAAACAGGGUGAUCUUUUCAUGGUACGAGGGGGUAUGAGGCAAGUUGAAUUCAAGGUUGUUGAAGUAGACCCUCCAGAGUACGGUAUCGUCGCUCCGGACACAAUCAUCCACAGUGAAGGCGAGCCGAUUCAGCGUGAAGAUGAAGAGAACAACUUGAACGAAGUUGGCUAUGACGAUAUUGGCGGAUGCCGGAAACAGAUGGCUCAAAUUCGUGAAUUAGUCGAGCUGCCCCUCCGUCACCCCCAGCUGUUCAAGUCCAUCGGUAUCAAGCCUCCUCGUGGUAUCCUCAUGUACGGUCCUCCUGGUACCGGUAAGACUCUUAUGGCUCGUGCGGUGGCCAACGAAACCGGCGCUUUCUUCUUCCUGAUCAACGGUCCCGAGAUCAUGUCUAAAAUGGCUGGUGAAUCUGAGUCGAACCUUCGAAAGGCUUUCGAGGAAGCCGAGAAGAACUCUCCCGCUAUCAUCUUCAUCGAUGAAAUUGACUCUAUCGCACCCAAGCGUGAGAAGACCAAUGGAGAAGUUGAGCGCCGUGUCGUCUCUCAGCUCCUUACCCUUAUGGACGGUAUGAAGGCGCGCUCCAACGUCGUCGUCAUGGCUGCCACCAACCGACCUAACUCCAUCGACCCCGCCCUCCGCCGCUUCGGCCGCUUCGACCGUGAAGUCGACAUUGGUAUCCCUGACCCAACUGGCCGUCUGGAGAUUCUUUCGAUUCACACCAAGAACAUGAAGCUCGGAGAAGAUGUCGAUCUGGAGACCAUUGCUGCCGAGACUCACGGUUACGUCGGUUCCGAUCUUGCUUCCCUCUGCUCUGAAGCUGCCAUGCAACAGAUCCGUGAGAAGAUGGACCUUAUCGAUCUCGACGAAGACACAAUCGAUGCGGAGGUUUUGGACUCUCUCGGUGUUACCAUGGAGAACUUCCGCUACGCCCUUGGCGUCUCCAACCCCUCUGCUCUUCGCGAGGUUGCAGUCGUCGAGGUUCCCAAUGUCCGCUGGGAAGACAUCGGUGGUCUGGAGGAAGUCAAGCGCGAGCUUAUCGAGAGCGUCCAGUACCCCGUCGACCACCCCGAAAAGUUCCAGAAGUUUGGUCUUUCACCUUCUCGCGGUGUUUUGUUCUAUGGUCCUCCUGGUACUGGUAAGACCAUGCUUGCCAAGGCCGUUGCCAAUGAAUGUGCGGCAAACUUCAUCUCCGUUAAGGGCCCUGAAUUGCUGAGCAUGUGGUUUGGUGAGUCUGAGAGCAACAUCCGUGACAUCUUCGACAAGGCUCGUGCUGCUGCUCCUUGCGUUGUGUUCCUUGAUGAGUUGGACUCUAUCGCCAAGUCACGUGGCGGUUCCGUUGGAGAUGCUGGUGGUGCUUCCGACCGUGUCGUCAACCAGCUUCUGACUGAAAUGGACGGCAUGACCUCGAAGAAGAACGUUUUCGUCAUUGGUGCUACAAAUAGACCCGAGCAGCUCGAUGCCGCUCUGGUGCGUCCCGGUCGUCUUGACACCCUGGUCUACGUUCCUCUUCCCGACCAGGCCUCUCGUGAGGGUAUCCUCAAGGCUCAGCUCCGCAAGACACCUGUCGCCACCGAUGUCGACAUCGAAUUCAUUGCCAGCAAGACCCACGGUUUCUCUGGUGCCGACCUUGGAUUCGUUACGCAGCGUGCUGUCAAGCUUGCUAUCAAAGAAUCUAUUUCUCUUGACAUCGACCGCCAGAAGCAACGUGAGGCUGCUGGUGAGGAUGUGAAGAUGGAGGAUGAGGAAGAGGAGGGCGAAGACCCUGUUCCAGAACUCACACGGGCUCACUUCGAAGAGGCCAUGAAGACGGCCCGCCGAUCCGUCAGCGAUGUGGAGAUCCGCAGAUACGAAGCUUUCGCCCAGAGCCUCAAAAACUCUGGCGGCAGCUCUUUCUUCCGUUUCCCCUCUGCAAAUGAAGUGCAAGACGGCGGCAACACAUUUGGUGAAGCCGGUAAUGAUGACAGCCUCUACGAUUAA